GGAGGUCCAUGAUGAUGAAUUCUGCCCUUCAUGUCUCCCCUUCAAUACCUUAUCUUUCUCUUAAAGCCAAGCCUUCCAUUCUCUCUCACGAAUCGAGAAAUACACACGAUUUGAGGUCCAAGGAUGAAAUCUGUUGGGCAAAGAGAGCAUUUUCAAGCUUAGCAUGUGUGGCUCUGGUAGGGUUCGGAUUAGGGUUUUCAGAUGGUCAAGACAAUGUAUCAGCCUAUGCAAGAGAGAGAUUAAAUGUAAUUUCUAAUGGUGAGGGGAAAACAUUGAGAUGGAGUGAGAGAAGAAAGUGUCCUCAGUGGCACAUGAAUUCUCUAGAGAGAAUAGUGCCUGAGAACCUCCCCAGGGCACCAAAUCAUGGUGGUUUUGCAAACAAUGUUCCUCGUUCUAAGAGCAGUGCUAAUGGUGAAUCUACUCCAUUUCUUCUCUUGGAUGAGAGUUGUUUCUCUCUCUAGAAUUGUUUCUCUCUCUCUAAAGGGCGAGGUUUACAUAAAGUUCCCUCUGUAUAUUAUAGAAUAAAGACGGGUGCUUUUAUGAAGAUUUAGUUUCGGUGUCAGAAACUUCAUAAUGGUUAGAACUUUUGUAUUCAACCAUAGUUAUAGAAUUGAAAGUUUGAAAACUGGUAUGGAUGGGGCAGAUUUAUAAUCAUUUGAAAAUUUAUA
This is a messenger RNA of Amborella trichopoda, 668 nucleotides long. The record is from RefSeq and is a predicted model, not a curated record. NCBI's taxonomy places the organism in Eukaryota, Viridiplantae, Streptophyta, Magnoliopsida, Amborellales, Amborellaceae.